This is a messenger RNA of Oikopleura dioica, 2157 nucleotides long. NCBI's taxonomy places the organism in Eukaryota, Metazoa, Chordata, Appendicularia, Copelata, Oikopleuridae. The record is from the annotation of a GenBank genome assembly.
AUGGUCCGAUCCGCUACUCGACGAAACCAGAAGCUCGCCGCCAAGAGCGCCAAGGCAACCCCAACUACUUCGAACCCGUCGCCAUCGAACGUGGUCAAACGAGAACCUCGUCGUUGGGCUGCUCGAUCACCACCUCUGCGUUCCGCUCGGCCGCUCUCAUCCGACGAGUGGCCAGAACUUCCACGAUCUAGUUCCACCGAAGAAGCACCUCCUGCUUCGCCGAUUGUCUCACCACCACGUGGGUCUGGCACACCGCGACAAAGUACGCCAAAGAAAUCCGACCACCCUCAAAAACUUCGAACUGGCGUUCGAGUGUUUCAAUUCGACAACAUCGGUGCCGAAACCCGCCAAGCUCCUCCUCUUCCUGACCGUCCACCUGCAGUUGGAGAAUCUGACGAUAUUUCCCUGGCUGAAACAACGUCGUUUGAUAGACAGCAGGAUGCAGAAGAAACCGUCCACCUUGCAAACGACGACGAGACAAAACUUGAAGCCUUCACUUCUGGUUUUCUCUUGAAGUCCGAUUUUGAUGAAUUUUCGUCGUUGUCCCGCUACAACGAUAAUGUCGUCAAAUCUGAUUGGUUUUUUAGACCUGUUAAAAACAGGUCUUCUCCAGAAGGGAAUUGGAACUUCCCGGCCAACUACAAUCCAAAGGGAUCCGCUUUCGCAAAGGCUCUUGGUUUUGCGAAACACUUCUAUGCUAACAAGAUGGCGAGUCUUGAUGCGCUUGAAGAAGAAAUAAACUCCUGUAAACUAGGCGUCACAUUGGAAACUUCACGGAUAAUGUAUAUCCCACGUGGUGAUGGCGGCGCUCCGCAGACGUUUACGGUGAGUUCCCGAUCACUUGAUGGUGGAAGCACUCUUGAAGAGCGCAUCUCACUCGCCUCUUCUCUUCAAGGUCAAUUCUUGGUUCCGACUGUCCCUCAACCGACAGCACGCCAAGUUGAGUUGAAUUCUCGACAAUCGACUUGCGAAAGAGAAAACUUUCCGGAAACAACGACGAUGCCUCAGAACCAGCAACCGUCCAUGCCUUCCACUACCGUCGCUCCAACUGGCAGUGCCACUACGACUACCACGUCUUUUGCCGCAGGAGCUGGUGGAGCUGGUUCUUCAACCGCCUUUCCCGCUGCGCCCACCAACAUCGGGGUCCACAUGACUGAUGUGUCUCGAACCCGGGUCGAAAAUGAAAACCAGCCGUUGAUUGCUGGUGUUGGUCGAGGUGUUGGCAAUCCAACCGCGGUGUCCCGAUCCUCAACGGUCUGCUUUGCCACUCGUGCGUUCUGGGCAAGUUGUGCGUUUUUUGCGGCUGGCGCUUUGAUUGCGCUUAGCGCAUACAUUUUGUACUCUACGUACAACAACUGUGUGCCCUCCGCACUUGUCAACCGCCGGGAUGAGCUUUCUGUUGAGUCCCGUGACGCUCAAAUCCAGACCGAUGGCAUGGGCGAUAACCUCGAUGGCUUCAAUGAAGCAAUCCCCAGCGUUGGUCGAAUCGCCGAUGACGAGGAAGCCCAGGAGCAUGAUGAGUACCGGCUUCGAACUGGUCGUCGUCGUCGCCGCGGCACUCGGGCUGUCUUUGUACACCCUGGUCUCUACGGUCGCGGAGUUGAAGAUUCUGGAGUCGUCAUGCAAAACGACUAUGAUGCGGAAACCAGCAGCUUUUCUGCCAGUUCCAAAUGGUACAGUGGCGAUUUGGACACAAUUUCCAGCAUUACCGACAUUAUCAACCGCCGACGAGCAGCUGUCACUCGGCUCUUCGAAGAUGUCGACUCUUCUUCGUCUGAGGAGGACAGCGUCUACUUCAUUGCCGGGCUCUUUUCCGAGCCAGAACUUGAGGGCAGCGGCAGUGAGGCGAGUGACGAUCUCACUACUCCAACUCUCCCCGAGAAGGACCCUGCGAUCGAGUCCCUUCCAGUUGUCUACGUCGCUGAGACUGAUGGAAGCGGAUCUGGCGAUGAUUCUCAUCCUUCUGCCGGGGAUGACUUGGUGGUCGCCUCUGUCGUCCCAGACUCCAACAAUUUGGAGAUUUCUUCCAACACCACAACCCAAGCCAAUGCCACCAUCGUCUCUGAAACCGAUGCGGCUGUGACUCCUGGAACCGAUUUCAACACUACAGUCGGCUCUAACUCUUCCGAAGCUAUGGAAAUGACAGAACUCAACUAA